Messenger RNA from Phyllopteryx taeniolatus (common seadragon), 2535 nucleotides. RefSeq names its product lysyl-tRNA synthetase 1 (gene kars1). The transcript has 15 exons. The record is from RefSeq and is a predicted model, not a curated record. Gene Ontology annotation, cellular component: aminoacyl-tRNA synthetase multienzyme complex; cytosol; nucleus. Bases 124 to 1953 code for a protein of 609 amino acids. NCBI's taxonomy places the organism in Eukaryota, Metazoa, Chordata, Actinopteri, Syngnathiformes, Syngnathidae. Gene Ontology annotation, molecular function: tRNA binding; ATP binding; lysine-tRNA ligase activity. Gene Ontology annotation, biological process: positive regulation of macrophage activation; lysyl-tRNA aminoacylation; basophil activation involved in immune response.
AGUCACUUCCUUGUGCGCAUGCGCAAAUCCCGAGAGCAACGCACCAAACCAGCAUGGCUGACGUAACAGCGAUGGAUGGCGAUAAACUGAGCAAAAAAUUGCUCCUCUGACUGGUGGCUCAGCAUGCUGUGCCUGGUCAGGGCAGUCAGGCAGCAGCUGUGCCAAGCUUUUGAAGUCAGGGGACGGUGGUUUAAACAUGCGCAUCCCUGCACAGCUGCAGUGGCUGCCCAAAUUUACGGGAACCGUUGGAGAGGUGGCAAAAGUGAGCUGAAGAGGAGACAAAAGGCGGAGAAAAAGGCUGUGGAGAAAGAAGCCAAGGUCAAAGAACAGCUGCAGCAGAAGAACGAAUCCAAUAACUGCGCAGCCUCGGACAGCGCCGCCUUGGAUGAGGAGACGCUCGACCCGAAUCAAUACUACAAGAUUCGCACCCAGGCCAUUCAGGAACUCAAGGGCACCGCUGAGGACCCGUAUCCACACAAGUAUCACGUCGACUUGUCGCUCACAGAGUUCAUUGAGAAGUACAAUCAUCUACAGCCGGGGGACCACUUAACAGAUGUUCUCAAUGUGUCAGGCCGCGUCCACGCCAAGAGGGCAUCUGGUGCCAAGCUGCUCUUUUAUGACAUGCGAGGCGAAGGCACCAAGUUGCAAGUUAUGGCAAACUCCAGGAACUACAAGUCUGAGGAAGACUUCGUCGCCAUCAACAACAAGCUCAGGCGCGGCGACAUCAUCGGUGUCCGCGGAAACCCCGGGAAGACUAAAAAGGGGGAGCUGUCCAUCAUACCCAUCGAAAUGACUCUGCUUUCCCCUUGUCUCCACAUGCUGCCUCACCUCCACUUUGGGCUCAAAGACAAGGAAACGCGAUUCCGUCAGCGCUACUUGGAUCUCAUCCUUAAUGACUACGUGAGGCAGAAGUUUAUAACGCGAUCCAAAAUCAUCACAUACUUGCGCAGCUUCCUGGACCAACUAGGAUUUUUAGAGAUUGAGACCCCGAUGAUGAACAUCAUUCCUGGUGGAGCAGUGGCCCGUCCAUUUGUAACUUACCACAAUGAGCUGGACAUGAACCUGUACAUGAGGAUUGCUCCUGAGCUUUACCACAAGAUGCUUGUUGUUGGCGGGAUAGAUCGAGUGUAUGAGAUCGGCCGUCAGUUCAGGAAUGAAGGCAUCGAUCUCACUCACAACCCGGAGUUCACCACCUGUGAAUUCUACAUGGCGUAUGCAGAUUACCACGACUUGAUGGACGUAACAGAGAAACUUCUGUCGGGGAUGGUGAAGCACAUCACCGGAGGACACAAGGUAACCUACCACCCUGAUGGUCCAGAAGGACAAGCCUAUGAGAUUGACUUCACACUACCAUUUAGAAGAGUGAGCAUGACACACGACCUUGAGAAGCUGAUGGGAGUCAAAUUUCCUCCCACUGACAGUUACGACAGUGACGAGACCCGUAAAUUCUUUGAUGACCUGUGUGCCCAGAAGGGAGUUGAAUGUCCUCCCCCCAGAACAACUGCUCGUCUCCUUGACAAGCUUGUGGGAGAUUUCCUGGAGGUCACCUGCAUCAACCCAACAUUCAUCUGUGAUCACCCACAGAUCAUGAGCCCCUUAGCAAAAUGGCAUCGAACAGAGAAAGGCCUAACGGAGCGCUUUGAGCUCUUUGUGAUGAAGAAAGAAAUCUGCAACGCCUACACGGAGUUGAAUGACCCCAUUCGACAGAGGGAGCUUUUUGAGCAGCAAGCCAAGGCCAAGGCCGAGGGGGACGACGAAGCCAUGUGGAUCGACGAGACGUUCUGCACGGCACUGGAAUAUGGUCUCCCACCAACGGCCGGAUGGGGAAUGGGCAUCGACCGCCUCACCAUGUUCCUCACUGACUCCAAUAACAUCAAGGAGGUUUUGCUCUUCCCAGCCAUGAAGCCCGAUGACAAUAAAACAAGCGUUCCUGCAGAGGGCACCUCUGUGUAACGUACUGACUGACCUUUGACACUGCCGUCCCAACAGGAGGCUCUUUGGCAAAGGAGCAUUUAUGUCACUGUGGCCAUUAUUGGAGUUUGUCGGCUUUGUUUUUUUUAAUGCCGUGAAAGGCUUGGUUGCUCAACUAUGGAUACAGAUAGUCUGCAUUUUGCAGUGCUAAAUGUUAUAUCAAAACAAAUAGUUUCAUUUAGAUAUUUUCUACACUUUCUGAGAUCAUAUUUGUUGGGUCCUACCUGUUUGUCAACAAGUAUACGUUUUAAUCUUCAUUUUCAAUCAGGCACAGAUCGAAUGGUUGAUCAGCCACUCACAUUCUACGAUCACCGUUUUGCAGACCGAGAUGUAAUGUUUUAGAAUAUGCGUCAAGGUUCUAUGACGUAGUCAGUUGUUGUUCGAGUUGCUGUUUGUUAUCUGCAGUUGAUGCACAGUACAAUUCAAUUGUGGAGCACCUGUGAUAGUAUUUUGAGUCUUCACAAAACUGCUCUCUCUUUUAUCAUGGGUGCUCCUGUUCCUUGCCUUUGAAUGACUCCAAUAGUCAGUCCUCGUACAUCUGAAUAAAGUUCAUAUGAAUCUGCA